UAUAAAUAUCAUCACUACUAGGCGUCAUAAAGUAACAGAGACAAGAAGUAACAGAAAGGAUAGAGCGAUGGGUAGAGUGACGGAAGUUAAAGGCAGACCUCAAGCUGACGGUGAAUGGUCCACCGGUUUCUGCGGUUGCUGCUCGGAUUGCUCCAGCUGUUGUUUGACAUGUUGGUGUCCUUGCGUUACCGUUGGCCGAAUCGCAAAUAUUGUAGACCAAGGUUCCUCUUCAUGCUGUGCGACUGGUGCGUUGUACAUGCUAUCGUGGUCCACGGUCUUUGGAAGUGCGUGCAUCUCGUGCAAAUACCGAGCUAGAAUGAGAAGACAAUACAACCUUAAGGGUGGCGACUGUGGAGAUUAUCUCAAACAUUUCUGCUGUGAGCUUUGUGCAUUAACCCAAGCCUAUCGCGAGCUCACCAAGCGCGGUUUUGAUGUACCCCUCGGGUGGGACGGAAACGUUGCACGUCACAAUGCCGGCGUUGCAAUGGGUGCCCCGGUUGUGGAGGGCGGCAUGAGGAGAUGAAUUAUAUAUUAUAUUUGCAGAACUUUUAUAUUUUGUUUUCCUCUCUGAAUUUUCUUUCAUGAUAUUGCUGUCUUCAAAAUAAAUGUGGUUAUUCGGUUUGUGUUCUUUUUUCUUCCCUUCGCUCUUGUGUUUGAUACGGAUUUUAUGAAAGUUCAUAUAGUACGUGUGAUGUGUGUGCGCUACUGUGGAUAUGUAAAACUUUUAUUUAAUGAUUCCUCAUGCAUUUUUGUGA
Molecule: messenger RNA, 755 nt
Organism: Raphanus sativus (radish)
Lineage: Eukaryota; Viridiplantae; Streptophyta; Magnoliopsida; Brassicales; Brassicaceae
Product: protein PLANT CADMIUM RESISTANCE 2
Exons: 4
Coding region: 68-523 (151 amino acids)
Source: RefSeq, a predicted model, not a curated record